AUGGCUCGAAAAUCUGUCAAGAGCGAAGCCAGCACGGCCUCGCCCGACCCUGCCGCCGCGCCGACCCCGGUCAAGAAGGUUUCCAAGAGCAAGACCAGCAGCAGCGGUAGCGGCAGCAGCACCCCCGCCAAGAGCGCCUCCAAGAAGAACAAGGACAAGGACGUCGCCGGCACGCCUGCCGGCACCAAGACUCCCAAGAUUCCCAAGACUCCCAAGACCCCCAAGACCCCCAAGGACAAGGACGCGCCCGUGAAGCAGCGUCGUCAGAGCAUCAAGACGCCCCGCGCGUCCGCUGAGAAGCAAGCCAGCGGCAGCACGGCGCCGCCGCUCGCCAGCCUGCCGCCCGCCGCCAAGCUCGUCGCCGUCGAGGCGGUGACGCUCGCGCUGCUCUUCGCCGGUCGCCUCGCGCUCGCCGCCGCCACCGGCGACGAGCUAGGCGGUCUACGCGCCGCCUUCCCCGCGACCCCCGCCGAGCUCGCGCUGCUGUUCGGCUGGCGCGCCGCCGAGGUCGCCCUCGCCUGGGUCGCCGACCUCGACCUCGUCGACGUCGGGCUGCUUUCCUUCGUCGCGCACGCGCCCGCCCUCUGGCUCGUCGCCACCUUUUACCGCGUCCGCCCCGCCACCGCCCUCGCCUCCGCGCUCGUCGACGUCGUCGCGCCGGCGGCCGCGUUCGCCCUCGCCCGCCCCCGGCGCUCCCUCAAGGGUCCGCGCCUGCACGACCGGGAGCUCGCGGCCGCGCCGUCCCUCCGGCUGCUGGUGGCGGCGCUGGCGACGUGCGUGUACGCGGCGGUGGUGUCGCUGGCGCUGCGGUUCGCGCUGCCGCGCGUGCUGGUGCUGCACUUCCGCGGGGUGCCGACGGUGGCGCCCGCGUACGCGGCGUCCUUUGCGAGCCUGCUGCCGACGGCGGCGCCGUUUGGGCUGGCGGCGGCGGGGUUCCUGUUCGCGCCGUACGCGACGGCGGGCCCGGACGGGAGCGAGCGACAGUUCGACCCGGCGCGGGCGACGCUGGGCGAGACGCUGUGGUGGAACGCGUGGGGGUACACGGCGCGCGGGCGCGUGGUGAUUAAGCGCGCGGCGCUGCUGACGGGCGUGACGGCGGUGGGCACGGGGCUGACGUGCGCGCUGGGGGUGGACGGCGUCUCGGGGGUCGGCGCGGCGGCGUACGCGGGGGUUUGGGCGCUGGCGACGGGCCUCACCGGCUUGGCCGUGGGGCUUGUCGGCCAGGAGUGA
Molecule: messenger RNA, 1230 nt
Organism: Cordyceps fumosorosea ARSEF 2679
Lineage: Eukaryota; Fungi; Ascomycota; Sordariomycetes; Hypocreales; Cordycipitaceae
Exons: 1
Coding region: 1-1230 (409 amino acids)
Source: RefSeq, a predicted model, not a curated record